AUGUCCAACCACACGAAGACGCCAGUUCACCUCCAUCCCCUCUCCUCUGAAGAUACUGGCACCACCAGCAGCGGACGAAGUCGACGCACACCUCGGAGUUUGGACACCGAACCCGGGAAACCUACGAAUAAUUACUUCACUUUGAAAACGCAACUGGAGCAGGAGAAUGCUGGUGACAAGGCUGGCUGGGAUGGCAGCGUGCGAGGAUAUGGAAAGCGGUCGAAGAGGACAUCGCUGGAUGCCAGCUCUGUUGGUAAGCGAUCGUCGACCUCCCUGGCGGCUAUGUGGGACAAGUCUUCCGCCCCUUCGUUCGCCGUGGGCGCUUUCGAGGACCCAGAAGACGACAACGAUACUCUGGAAGGUUUACUGCACGUCCAAUCGGUUCCAUUGGAGUCUCAAAUCCUCAAUACAAGGUGGCACCAGUAUCCGGACAGUGCCAUACACGCUGCAAUAUCGGAUAUCAACUCUAAUUCAAACGAAGGAGAUCCAUAUCAUACGACUAUACGCGUCCUUUCAUCAGCCGUUUCGAAAUUGACGGAGGUUCGAAGGGAUCUGGAGACGGCGAAACGCGUUCUUGAAGAGAAGGAGGUCGCACGACGAUAUAGGACUGAUGAACUGGUCAGGGAACUGCAACCGUCUGAACGGGAGAUCGCGCGACGCGUCAUUCAGUCUAUAUUCACUGACGACGAUGAAGUGCGACAUCACGUUCGACGUCAGGCAAGCUCUGUAGUAAGUGAAAUCGUGAAUCAACCCUCGAGACUAACUGAUGGUACCAAGUCAUUGAAGAAUACAUUGUCCGAAGCCUUGGAGGACGAUUAUCAUUUCCAGGCCACCGACGCCGUCACGCCUGUUCCCACCUCACCGGCACCCGUCUCUAACGACGUGUCGCCCCCUGAAGAGGAGCCCGACAUCGCCAGUCUUCUCACUCCGGGUACUACGCCUUCUGAACCAGCUUCCGAACCCGAGGUCCCAACCAUUGUACCGAACAGACCGGGUAGACCUGAUCGCCCAGGCAUCGGAGAUUGGAUGGGUACCUGGUGGGCGAAAGGCAAACCACGGAACGACAAGACCAAGGAAGCAUCUGCCACAUCUGGGGUGCGUAGUAACAACCGUCGCAAAUCCGCGAAGAGCGUCUUCGGGACGAUCGGUAUUUCCAUCCUCAACCCCGUGAACGUCCCCAGCAAUGGGAAGAAGUCGAAGGAACCUGAGGUCCCUCCUCUCCCUAAGCCAGACGUGCCCGUUCCAUCUGAUGUCGCCUCUGAAGUUGAAUCCAAGAUGUCGAGCGGAUCCGUCAUUUCGUCACCUGUCCACACCACCUUCGCGUUACCAGCUGCACCCCAACUGACUACUAUGUUAGAAGACCCCAUGUUUUCUGCUCUUCCUCCCCCAAGCACAGAGGCCAGCACCGAACUUCCAGGACCUCUUGUGCAAGGUUCUUCGCUACGCGCGAUAGCGAACGCAACUCGUGUCAUGACUUCAGACGCUGCUAGCAUCCUUGCCGAUCAAGGUCGCGAAACGGGCCCCUUAAUCGCACGACUAGCCUUCGAGUUAGUCCAGAACGCCCGUGACGGAGGUGUUGUCUUCAGGGAUAAGCCGAAGGAGAAGAAGGAGAAGGGUAAAGUGGAGAGGGCGGAUACGUUCGACUCGCCCGUAGCAACUCUCAGCUCUGCACACGGUGCUGAUGUCGCUUUGAGCCUAAGCAAGGCGCUUGCGAGUGCACCGGCUGAACGCGGCAAAUCGAGGAGCAGCUCGCUUCUCCCUGUGUCUCCUCCGUUCGCUUCUCCAUUGUUUGGUUCGUUCAUGCCUCAACCUUCGCGGAAACCACUGGCUAGCGGGACUCGAACGAAUGGUCCCAGCCAAGGCCCUUCUAUAAGCAAUGGCAAACCCGACGUUGGUUCACCGAACGUAGUUUCUACGGCUCCGAAAGCGGCAUCCGUACCAUUGGAAUCCAUCAUCCCUGCCAUGUCCAAACCACCAACGCAAUAUCUUUCUCGUGAAUACACUUCACUCACCUCGCGUGACUUCCAUUUCACUAUCCCUCUCCCUCAAACCGCCUCCAGAUUUAGUGUCUACAACAAUGACCAUACUCAAACCCCUCUUACCGACCGUUACGGGUUCAUGUAUGACGUUUCCCAGUACGACUUGCUCCUUCUCAUUCGCGCUAAGGAAUGUGGAAAUACUGCUCCAGCAUGCUUAACAGGCGUCAAGAUAGCUGAUAGAGAGGAAGACAAUAGUUGGUCUGACAACGAGGAUGAUGAUGUUAAGGACGAGAUUGAUGUUGUCAAGGACAAUUGUACGUGCGAUCUUGACCAUGAUGGGCGGAGUGCGCAUAGCGUCGGUGCUGGUUCACAUGGGUCGCCUGCGGAAGAGUCGAAUGCAACUAGCCUCAAAUCCAGAUCGUCGUCAAAGAGCAGAAAACGCUCGUCCACUGUAGCAUCUUCCGCGCCUCAGUCGUCAACAUACACCUCCCUGUCCUCUAUUCUUUCUAUUACCUCUGAAACGCCAAGACACGCCUGUGCGCACACGAUUAGAAAGCUGCUCGACGAGCUGACUGAGAUACACGAUCAGCAACAAGCAUCGCAGAGGAAGGAGUGGGAUGCUUUUGUCAAGCAACGUAGCAAGAUGAAGAAUCAGGGGAGCAAGUCUCAUGGGAUAACUUCCCCUUCGAUUCCUUCUGGCGCAGCCGCUAUCCUUGGCUUGGGGACUGAUGUUGCAGAGGACGAGUUGGCCCAUACGGAUGGCCUCAUUGGCUUUGCGCAGUUGGGAUUAUCCUCAAAUCGAGAUGAGAGGAGGGGGUUUGACCGGCUCGUCCGAUGCGGUAUACCUCUUGUAUAUCGUUCGAAGGUUUGGUUGGAAUGUAGCGGAGGGUUGGAAAUGAAGGAACCAGGGCUGUUUAGGGAUUACCUCGCCGAAGCUGAGGCUGAGGGCCCCAAAGGCGUGGAUGGGGAUAUCGAGAAAGACGUUGGACGGACGAUGCCGUUGAACGUAUUUUUCGGAGGGGAUGGCGCUGGGGUAGACAAGCUGCGUCGCGUUCUCACUGCUUAUAGCCGCCGCAAUCCCUCCGUAGGCUAUUGUCAAGGCAUGAACCUAGUAGCUUCCACUCUCCUCCUCGUCCAUGCUGACGAGGAAGAGGCAUUUUGGGUCCUUUCAGCGAUCAUUGAGAAGCUGUUACCGCAGGACUUCUUUUCUCCUUCCCUCCUUCCUUCGCGCGCCUGCCCCCUUGUGCUACUUGACUAUGUUCAAGAAUUGGCCCCAAAGUUAUAUUCGCACCUUAAUGAGCUUGGCGUAGAUUUACCGGCAAUAUGCUUCUCUUGGUUCCUCUCUCUUUUCACCGAUUGUCUCCCUGUCGAGACAUUAUUCCGUGUUUGGGACGUAUUCUUGAUGGACGGGCUUGACGUGCUGUUUCGAAUUGCUCUCGCCAUUCUUCGGAACAACGAGCAAGAGCUCCUGCGAUGCGACUCUAUCCCCGCCGUAUACGUGGCAUUGGAGAAUCUGCCAACUCGAAUGUGGGAACCAGACCGCCUACUACAGCUCGAGGUCGACUUGCGCUUAUCCAUCACUCACAACGACUUGGCCGCUAAACGAGAACUUCAUGUCACGACCCUUCAAAUGCUCAUGUCGUAA
Molecule: messenger RNA, 3624 nt
Organism: Pleurotus ostreatus (oyster mushroom)
Lineage: Eukaryota; Fungi; Basidiomycota; Agaricomycetes; Agaricales; Pleurotaceae
Exons: 4
Coding region: 1-3624 (1207 amino acids)
Source: RefSeq, a predicted model, not a curated record